Ahaetulla prasina is the source of this 8077-nucleotide messenger RNA. RefSeq names its product exophilin 5 (gene EXPH5). Lineage: Eukaryota; Metazoa; Chordata; Lepidosauria; Squamata; Colubridae. The coding region runs from base 343 to 5727 and encodes 1794 amino acids. The record is from RefSeq and is a predicted model, not a curated record. The transcript is spliced from 6 exons. Gene Ontology annotation, molecular function: small GTPase binding. Gene Ontology annotation, biological process: intracellular protein transport.
AAGGGAGAUCCCGCCCCUCUCCGAGUCAGCGAUUGGCCCGUUCCGACUUCGGGAUUCCAGCGCCAAUCGCUCGGAUAAGUCAAGCGAGCUGCCAAUCGCACAGGUGUCUCUCGGGCAGGUAGGGGCUAGGCGCGUUGACUACCGGUUUUAGUUCGCCUUAUCCCGGUUAAGAGCGGGAUAAGAAAAAGUGAGCCAACUCCGGUCGUCCCAGCCGCCUCCUUAUUCACUUGUCGGGUCCGAAGCUGCGGUUUCCAGGCAGGGGCCCGCCGGGCUAUGCCGGUGACGCAACGCGAGAGUCAAAGGUGAACAGUCCAGGCUGACCUCCACAGCGCCAAAUCCAGAAUGAGUCGGUCAUCCCGCGGCAUAGAUCUGAGCUUCUUAAAUGGCGAGGAAGCCCGGCAGAUCCUCAAAGUGUUGGAGCGGGACUCCCAACUCAAAAAAGCCGAAAAAGAAAGGCUGAGCAAACGUCAAAAGAAAAAUGAAGAUACAACAGGGUGUCCAGGAAUGACAGGCGUAUGGCUUGAAGAUUUCCAGAAGAGAAAAUUUAAAAGUGAGACGGAUAUCAGCAGAACGCCGAAACAACCACUAAGUCACCUGUUGAAAAAGGCCAUGGGGAACAAUUCUGCAAACACAAAGGGUUCUGCUUUAGAAGUUCCUCAAGCCCAGAAGCCUGGAUCUACUUCCAUACUAGAAGGACUGAGAACACCAUUUGCGUCUCUCUUCUCAUCCUUCAAGAAAUCCAAAAAGCAGCAUUUAAAACCUCCACAAAAGCAGCAGCAAAACUCUUUACGACAUGACCACAUGACUUCGGGUGCCCACACAUCUUUCAAAGCAGAAGAAAUGGCAACGACAUGCAACUCCUCUUUGCCCUCUGAACCCACAAAUAAAUUCCUUGAUGCAAACAUCGCUGAUGUGAUGGACAACACGUCAACGUGGAAUGAGGAGCUGGAAAAUGAGCUUUUAAAAGUUUUGGACAGUCUGGAUAACCAGCUGGCAAAAGAACAAUCUCAAGAUACUAUGAAUUCAAGGACUCCAAUUAACUAUGGCUCCACAGCAUCAGAAAUCCAUCAUCAUUCCACUGUUGUGCAACCAAAUUUCCUCAGAGAAGUACAGAGAAAUGACCAGAACUUGUUUUUCCCAGAUAGAACAAGGACAUUAAGAGCCAGAGAUAAAUACAAAACACUCUUCACACCAAGGAGGCUUUAUGAUAACUAUACGAAGCAGCAUCACCCAGAAAAAUACAUACAUGGGGAUGUGCAUGAUGAGAGAUCUUCUGUUUUGAAGAGAGGAUAUUCUACUUGUUCUCUUGGACGUUCUUCAGAAGAUAGGCUGGCAUUUCCAUCAGGAUCAUACAGAAAUGGAUUUGGUCCUAAGGACUUCAUGUGCAAGAAUAAAAUGGGCAGAAGUUACUCUUUGUCUUGCCUUACAAGGCAUUCGUCUUUGAUGUCUGCUGACGGGUUUUCCACCGGUACCUUACAGCAUGAUUUGGAAAACAACAUGGACUUCACAAAAGUCAACUUCCAGCAUCAUUCCAGACGGAUUCCUCUUUCAUCUAUUGUAUGGAAUAUGCCACAGUCUUCUAGACAUUCACUACAUCCAAACAGACUUCGUAGAACACAGUCAUUGAUAGAAUUUAACUUAGCAUUCAAGGACAGACAUCUUUGUUCUCCAGAGGAAAAUGCAAGAUAUAAAAAUUUUAGGUCAAAAACAAAUUACAGACCAGUAAUACCAAACCAGAGCCAUCCUUUAUUCACUGAGAGACGUAUAGACCCUCUGUGUUUCGACAGUCGGGAGAAUUAUGUGUUACAUCCAUUGAAAAAUGUUUCCAAACCAUGUUACAGGUACUCAUCAUUUCGUGGUAAAAUGAACCCGUCCCCAAACAAUCUUCCUUUUGGAAGAACGGAGGAUUAUCUUUUUAGACGUCAUAAUCACCAUCAGUAUUUCAGGGAUGGUAACCGUGUCCCUGAUGUAAACUUCGAACAGGCGAUUGACCGGCGAAGUGACUACGGGGGGGAAAAUGACAUUUGGCAAAGUGAACAUAUGUGUGACUGUGCCUCAGAAUACACAAAGAUUAGGGACCAUCUAGGAAGAGGAACUAACAAAUGGUUUGUAAAGUGUUCAAAGGGCGUGCACAAAAGUCCAACUUAUAUCUCAGCUGCUUUGGAGAACCAGACUGAAUAUGCAGCACCAAGUCCGAGUCACUUUAGUGGAGAUAGUCAAGUGCCUUCAAAGACGUUUGUUAAACCCUUUCAAACCAAGAAAAACUCUAAAAUGUGUGGCAUGGAAGAGGUGAAUGGUGCUGAUCAGUCAGACAAAAUGGAUAGUAUGGACAUGAAAAAGCCAGCGUCAAUUCAAGCGUUUGGACAAAUAAAAACAAGUAAUCCAACAGAAUAUCAGUUGUCCCCUCCUACAGUCUCUUCUCAAGCUACCCCUCCUAUGAGUGUAGCCCUUCAUCCACCUUUUAUAUUAAAUUCAAAAAGGCAAGCCAAGGCAAAUUCCUCAAGACGCAUUGAAAACAUUUGUUUAUUAAACAUUCACACUAACAAUGGCCAAAGAAACGAAGACAACAGCACUGAAAGCAACAGUGUAAAGCAAGCUUGCCCCCCACACCUGAUCGCUAAUCCUUCAAAGCUGUCAGUUCUUCAAAGUAACCCUCAAGAGGAACACCAGCUGGAAACUUUGAAAGCAUUUAACCCUGACAAGAUGUUAAACCCUGUUUUCACUGAAGACCCCAAAGUACUUCCAAACAAUGAUUUCCCUCUUUUGUAUGCUGAAACACUCCAUCAGCCAAAUAGAUUUGUUAGAUAUUCAACUAGUAGUAGCAUUUGUGGCUCACCCAGCAGCAGCCCUCUCAAAUCUCCUAAAACGCCGAAGACAUUAUAUCAAAAAUCAGCUAGUAUUGAUGGCAGUGAUCUCUCUAAAAAACGCAUCUCUCUCCCUACGAGGAAAAUUCCUUUCAGAAAUAAGAGGAUGGGGGAGGAUAACAUAGAAGCCCAUGUAUCAAACAGACUUGGGAAUAUUUAUUCAAAUAAGGGAGAUAAGAGGUCUCUGUUCAGCUCAUCCUGCUCAUCCUUAAACAUGUCACCCAAAGAAAUGGCUGAGGAAAAAAAUAAACAAAUUAAAAAGUACCACGUGCAUUUAAUUCAAGCUCCUAACUGCCCAUCAGGGAGCACUGAUAUAAUUGGCAGCAAGCGGAAAAAAAGAGAUGAGAUGCUUGGUCUAGAGAAAGCAAUUUUUCUCUCUCCUGAAAAGGAAGAAGCAGAAAAUCCUUUAAAGCAAUAUAAAACUACCAGCACAUUGACAGUAAGCAUAGACGAAGAUAAUGUCAAAUACCAUGAAUUGAUUUCGGUUUAUUAUACUUUACCACAGAAACAUUCAAAAACUUUGUGCGAUGUCUUCCUGGGAGAUACCAAAAAGGCAGAUUCACCCUCAUCCCCAGUAAAAUCCGAGAGCCCUCAAAAGCAGUAUGAAGUUCGUGUCGGUAUGACAACUGUAGCUUUUCCAUCCAGCUUAGAAAAAGGAGAGAAACUUAUUUCCCCUAGCAAAAUGCCUGCUCCUGAUGAUAUACAAGAGGGUUCAAAAAAUACAGGCAAUCCUGUUAAAGAUCUCCAAGUUUCAAAUCCCAUUGUGGGAACAGCAGAUAAUUCUCAAGCACAUUGUUCAAUGAGUAAGAAAAAAGAAAUAGUUGUAUCAGGAACAGAAGAGCUGGGACUUGCAGUUUCCAAUAGGCUACCUGUGGAUGGCCCCAAGCCCAGCAGAAAAGAGAUUGAAACAGCUAACGCCAAUAUUCUGUCUAACUUGCAUGUUGGCAGGCACUCUUCUCCAUGGACAGAGACACCAAAACUUAAUAAAAGCUUACAUCUUAACUCACUGAAUUCCAAAAAUAUUUCUUUGGGGAACAUUUCUGUAGUUUCUUCUGUGAUAAAUGGCCAAAAGGGGAGUCCUGGCUGUAGUCAGCCGUCUGCUGAAGCAUCAGCAAGCAUUCCUCCUUCCAAUUUAAUUGAUGUUAUCCAGGACAGAAAGCCCACUGCGUAUCCAGAAGUCGACACCCGAGUAAAUGUCACUAAAGAAAAAAUUAGAAAUGCUGCAGAGAUCAAAGAAAGGGCUCGUUAUAUAUGCCGCAUUAUUUCUGAAAGGGGACAUCAUUUUCCACCGAGAAAUGAAGGUAUCCGAAAUGAAACGUCCAUUUCAACAACCAAGAUGCAUUCAGAUCCCCAGAAUUUUACAGUGCCGGGGGAUGCUGCUUUUUCAGCUAAUGCAGCUGUUCAUCCCAAAGGGAAUGCGGUAGAAUGUUCGAGGCCCCAACAGCAAGAGAUGCCUCAAAAUCCUGCCCUCCACAAAACUGGCACAUAUUUACAGAGGUCUGAAAGAGUCUGUGUGGACAAUGAGAACCUUAGCUCUGAAGAUCAGCAUUCAGGUCCUACGCAGGACUUGCCUGAGCGUUUACUACCUGAAAGUAAGCUUGCGCUGGAUGGCCUUAAAAAUAAAGUUAAUGACAUAGAAAAGAGGAAAAAUAGGUCUUCAGUUAAAAACAAACUGGCAGCUAUGUGCAGAACAAGUCGAAAGUUUUCUAAUAAGAAAAACUCAAGUCCCAAACCACAUGUAAGUUGCAUAUUUUCACAAAACGAUGCACUUCCAUUAGAGAAGAGCAGCCACCAUCCACUGUUCAUUUCACCCGAUGAUUCCCGGCAAACAGGGAACGAGAAUCAGAAUCAGGUUUUUCUACCUGGUGAAUUUGAUAUUCCAAGACUGAGUAAAGUGGAAACUAAGAAAUUGCAAGCUAAUGAAGAUAGGAGGCCUUUGACAAACUUGUGCAACCAGAAAAGAGAACAUUCUGGGCAAAGCGAUAAAAAUAUAAAGACCAUCCAAAAUUCUAGCAUCUUAUUUUCAAAAUCAAUUAUGCCUGCGCUAAACAACAAUUUACAAACAAGUAGCAAAGUUAUAGAAAAUAACAACCAUCCCAUUUUCUCCAAAUGCGCAGGAAUGGAUGCUUACCCCCAAAAAAGAGGUCAUUGUAAAGUUGGUGAGCUUUCAUCUUUUCCACUUUUAUCUGAUAAACAUGCAUACAUUAAAAAUAAUUCAAAGGCAAAUAUUUGCCCACUGCAAAAAUUGACUUCUCAAGCAGAAUGUGAUGAUUAUCAAGAUAAUGAGCAGUCAGGCGUCUUUAAAAAUGUAAACCAAACCUGUGCCAAGCCAGUUCUAAAUCUCAACAAAACCCAGCGUGAACGACAUUUUUCUGAAAGUUCCUAUACACAAAAACUGCAUGAUUAUUUGCCCCCCAAAAACAACCUGACACAGCCCGGAUAUAAUCGGAAGUUUAAGUCCUAUUCUGAACUGUUGUCCUGUGAUGAAAAUGAGAACUGGGACGCAUACAACGAGAAUAAUAGGAACUUUGGCUCGCGACGUAUCAUGUACCCCUCCAUUGAAUUCGGUAUUUUUGGGAAAGAACAACAGCAGGCUUUCUUAGAUAACAUAAAGAAGUCACUCACGGAAGGACGGUUGUGGAAUCCAUGUCUUUUAAAGAACUCCAGGUCUAUCAAAAGGGAAGAUGGGUACUCCUUUCGUGGGUUGGAGCUGUUGAAAUCGAGUGCUACAGAAGAACAGUUCCCAAACGAACCUUUUGAUUGCCACGAAGAAGCCUCUGCGUAUUCUUCAGAUUCUGACUCUGACACCACCACAGAUGAUGAAUAUUAUCUGCAUGAGUAUGAGAAAGAAUCAGAAUUAUGAGGAACUCAACAACUGUAGAAAGCAACGACCUAUUACUAGCUGACUUGUUGGUUGAUAGCUUAUAAAAGGGUGGGGACUGGAAACUUGACUAGCUUUCUGUAAAUGCGCUAAUUUGAAUUCAGAUACUAAAUGGACAUAUUGCACUGAUCUAGCCUUUCACAAUUCUGGCUUUUCUUAAAUAUGUGGACUCCUAGAGUUCUAAGAAAUAUUCUUGGAAUUAAGGUCCACAUAUCUGGGGAAUGCUCAAGAUUAUAAAACUUGGUAUUAGGGUAGGGUGAACUCAGUCACUAUGGCUUAUAAACUGUGGCGUGCUUUUUUGUGUGUUGCUUAAAUUCAACCAAAUGUGGUUUAUUCAAUAAACCAUGGUGAAGCAAGCCAUAAGUUAAGAGUUUUGUGAACCUAGCCAUUCUAGUGAUCAGCUCAAAAAUCGGGAUUUGUUUUAAAUGGUAAAAUCGCCCUACAUUUGAAUCUCCAAUGGCUCUGAAAAGAAUAAAGGAAUUAUCCUACUGGUUCUCAAAUGGGUGUGCCUGCUUUUUCAGAGCAAGGUCCCUUGUACCAGUCAACUUUGGCACAUAAUCAUAACACGGCUGCUUUCAUCAGCAGUUGAAUGUUUGCAUUCAACACAUUGAUGGCCUUUCUGUGUUUCAACAAAUCUAAAACAUCUAAGUUUUAGUGGAGAAAGGGAAGAUUCAGAACAUGUGUAUAUUUAAUAUCCUAAAUGAGAAAUAUAUUCUUUUAAUUAGAAAAUGUGUGUUUUAUUAAAACCGCAUUAAAAUGAAAGCAGCUACUUCAAUGAGGUAGCUAUUCUUAAGCUUCAAAUCAUGCUGAAGCUAUUGCAAGAGACUCUCUCAUUCAAAAUAGUGAAAUUUUAAAAUGCUACAUGUUCACUGAUUUCCUCUUUAGUUUUUUAAAAUCAGUCUAUUGACAUGAUGUACAAAAUUGGUUAUUCUGAAAUGCUGAAUACUUUGUUAAAGAACUAUGUAUGAACUGAAUGUACAGUAUACAUUUAAAUAUUUGUUUUGUAUGGCAGUUACACUUGAAAGUACUUCUAAAGUGCAUAUUUAUAUUUUAGUUCAUGUAAAUGAAACCAUUCUAGUAAGAUUCUAAUUAAUGGUCUGUUCGUGUAAGAAUACAUUCCUGAAAUGUGAAUUAUUUUGAAAAAAUGUGCAUUAAUUGUGCAUAUGGCCUAAUUAAGCUGUGUAGCUUUUUGUAUUACAAAAAGACUUUGGACCUUGUAAAAGUUUAUUGAAGCUUUUUUUUUACUGAAAAUACUUCUAUGUGACAAGCUCGGAGAGCAGUCAAAAUGUCGUGCAAGGACAUAUAUUUACACGCAUACAAAACUCUUCUUUAGUAUUUUUUUUCCUGUGCUUUGCUUUUAUGACUUUUGUUCUCUUGUACAUUAUAAAUAUGUUGUUUGUUUUGAGAUCAAUUUUCAGACCAUAUUUUCUUCUAUGAGUUUCUGUUCCAUGUAUCCAGGUGUUUUUACAGUAUGCUACCUGUGCAAACAAAACUGUAAUUCCACUGAAGAGCAAAAAUCCUUCAAUGCAACCUGAUCUCGUUAAUGCAAACAACUGUUUGGUAUUUGCUUGCAUGGGCAGGUAAAAACUCCGUUACAAAGUAAGUCAAGUUCAGAUGGGGAAGGUCAAUCUAUAGCAACUGAACCACCCAUUCCAAAGUCCAUCUAGCUAGAGCAACGUUACAGAGCUGAAACUGAGGAGCAGAUGGGAACAGAAAUAUGUUAACUCCAGGACUCGUGUAGUUUCUCGUUUCUAGUUGGAGAAGAGGAAUCCAGAUAAUUCCAAAUCUUCUGAUUUGCCUUCAAAAAUAUAUGAAUUUCAUGGGGUUUUCAAAACAAUUUUGGACUAUAAGACUGAUUUGGUUGGUGGCAUUUUCCAAACCAUCUCUCCAUUGCUUAUUAGAAAGGCUAUUUCAGAGUGAAUGGCAGUAGAUAAGUCCAAAGUAUGAAAAAGUCCCACUCUAUUAUCAGCACUGUAUAAGAAGCUCCUUCUACAGUUUGAUAGAAUUUUCUUUGUAGAACAAGGCAACAGACAGCAAUCCUGUUUUGGCACUAUAUUGAUAGUAGGCAUUCGAUUAUAGUUUAGCAGUUUGUCCCCAGAAAUUUGGUGUUUUUCUGUCUUACGUUGACGACUUGUGUUGUGUUUUAUGCAAGCCUUCCCCAGUCCUUGUAUCUUCAAAUGCGUUGGGACUACGUCCCAGAAUUCCUUGCCAGCAUAUUGCAGUGCAAGCACAUUUAGAUGUAACUAGGGGAAACUUUUUUUUUUCCAUUUGAAAUAAACUAUUAAUAUUGACUACCAAUAUUUUUAAAUAAAUGGACUAUAUUUAUGACUGA